AUGUCGUCGCUAGACCCACCGACGUAUCUCACCUCGAUCCAGAACAACAUUCGCGCACGGCCAAUAUCAUGGGAAGGCGCAGUGCGGGCCAAGACGAUCACCGACGAAGACCUGAAAAAGAUCAAGUCAAUCGACAAAGUGCGCAAGGAGCAGCGCAAGCAGACAAUUGAGUCCGACGUGAACAGCUUUGUCACGCUAUUGUUGGGCGGUGAUGGGUCGCAGAGCAUCUUCGAGGCCGCAGCGAAACGCCAGGACAUCAUUCAUUACAUGCUGGUGUUGCUAGGGGACAUCAUUGAUGACAUUCCUGCACUUACGUCAGCCCUCGUCCAGCAUCCAGCACCAUUCAAGCCAUUUCUGCCGCUUCUGAAAGCCUCCUCGAACAACGAAGACCCUGUACCGCUGCUCACCUCCUCAGUCCUUUCUGGCCUAAUCUCUCACGCCGUAGUAACCUCAUCGAAAGACACCACACAACUCGACCAAGCGCUCCCGCAGCUUUACACCUACCUUUCGACACUGGCAAAGGCUUCGGACGCUGGGCUUCAGGACAUUGCUGUACGAGAAUCCUCCGCAGUACUUCGUAGUUCGAAGGCGAGGCAUUUGUUCUGGAAGCAAAGGAAGGAGACCCUUGAUCCAUUGUUUGACAUCCUGCGCUCAGCAGUAGGAUCGAGCAAUGACCGGGAAUCAACUUUGUACAGUGGCGGUGGCAGCAUUCGUAGCGCUGGAGACAGCGGCCUGUCUGGUGGUGUAGGACUGCAGCUCCUCUACCAUAUCCUACUUGUCAUCUGGCAGCUCAGCUUCGAGGGCGAGCUUGUUGGUAACGGCCUUCAAGAUGAACACGACAUUGUCCUUCUUUACACAGGUCUCCUACGAGUCUCGCCCAAAGAAAAGACUACUCGUCUCCUUCUUUCCACUCUUGUCAAUCUUCUUACCACGAACCGUCAGACACUGUUGCCCACAGCUGUCCUUGCUCGUCUGCCAGCCCUGCUCAACAGCCUGAAGUCGCGCCAUUUGACUGAUGAAGAUGCGCUCGAGGAUCACAAGACUCUCACAGAGCUUCUCGAAGAGUACACCAAAACACAGACCACCUUCGACGAGUAUGCUGCAGAGCUACAGUCUGGUCAUCUCCGCUGGUCGCCACCGCAUCGCAACCCCACUUUCUGGCGUGAUAACGCUCGCCGUAUCCUAGACGAGAAUAAGGGUGAGUUGCCCAGGAAGCUUGCGGAAAUCCUCUCCAAGAGCUGGGAAAAUGAUAAGCAGGUGUUGGCCAUUGGCUGCAACGACGUUGCAUGCUUGGUCAAGGAGGUACCCGAGAAGAGGCAACAAUUGGAGAAGUUAGGCCUCAAGGGUAGAGUUAUGGAGCUUAUGCAGGAAGCGGACGAGAGCGUGAGAUGGGAAAGCUUGAGGGCCGUUGGUGAAUGGCUUAGGUACAGCUUCGAGUCGAAGAGCGAGCUGCCUUUGAGAUAA
Messenger RNA from Ascochyta rabiei, 1464 nucleotides. Its product is annotated as H(+)-transporting V1 sector ATPase subunit H. The record is from RefSeq and is a predicted model, not a curated record. Gene Ontology annotation, biological process: proton transmembrane transport. The coding region runs from base 1 to 1464 and encodes 487 amino acids. Lineage: Eukaryota; Fungi; Ascomycota; Dothideomycetes; Pleosporales; Didymellaceae. The transcript is spliced from 3 exons. Gene Ontology annotation, cellular component: vacuolar proton-transporting V-type ATPase, V1 domain; fungal-type vacuole membrane. Gene Ontology annotation, molecular function: proton-transporting ATPase activity, rotational mechanism.